CAUCAGAGGGGUCCUUCCGUCGCUUGGUAAACACGUGUUCUCCGGGAGCGGGAGCGGCAGCACGUCUCCGUUAACAGCGCCGUGAUGAUGGGCGGCAAACCGAGCGCGAUCGCCGCGGGCGUCUGCGGCGCGCUCUUCAUCGGGUACUGUAUCUAUUUCGACAGAAAACGACGCAGCGAUCCGAACUUCAAAACCAGGCUGCGUGAACGGAGGAAGAAACAGAGAGCUGCUCAUAAUAAAUCUGGACUUGCUCAACUGCCAGAUCUUAAAGAUGCAGCAGCCGUGCAGAAGUUUUUCCUGGAUGAGAUCCAGCUGGGCGAGGAGCUGCUGGCGCAGGGAGACUAUGAGAAGGGUGUCGAUCACCUGACCAAUGCCAUCGCCGUCUGCGGCCAACCACAGCAGCUCCUUCAGGUACUCCAGCAGACUCUUCCUCCUCACGUCUUCCAGAUGCUACUCACCAAACUACCAACCAUCAGUCAGCGGAUCGUGAGCUCUCAGAGUCUGGAGGAAGAUGACGUGGAGUGAAGCGGGACGUUAGUUUGAUCCUCCUGCCGAUCUUCAGGUCUUUUAUUCUCCGUGUUCAUUCCUGUGUUGGGUUGCACAGUGAUCACUGCACUCUGUCAUAGUUCAUUAAAAAGAGUCGUUUUUUUUAUUCCAAACAUGAUUUCUUGUAACAAUCACAGAUCUUUGAAUACAAACCAAAACAUCAACUUAACAGUUUAAUAUUUUAUUGAUUAAGUUGAUUAUAAAGGUCAUCGGUUCAUAGGUUACAGACACUAACACAAAGCAGUUUUGGAUAUUUUCAUCACGUUUGGUGGUUAAUCAUUAUGUCAUGUUAUCUGCAGCGUAAUCCAAUGAUUUUGUUUAUGAGUAUGAAAGUGUUUUGGGCACAUUUGUAAUUUGUAUGCACUGAACUUUGAAUAAUAAUUUCCUUUUUUGUAUCAUUAAAUACUUUAAUCAAGAA
Molecule: messenger RNA, 964 nt
Organism: Carassius gibelio (silver crucian carp)
Lineage: Eukaryota; Metazoa; Chordata; Actinopteri; Cypriniformes; Cyprinidae
Product: mitochondrial import receptor subunit TOM20 homolog
Exons: 5
Coding region: 85-525 (146 amino acids)
Biological process (GO): tRNA import into mitochondrion; protein import into mitochondrial matrix; protein targeting
Cellular component (GO): mitochondrial outer membrane translocase complex; mitochondrial outer membrane
Molecular function (GO): transmembrane protein transporter activity
Source: RefSeq, a predicted model, not a curated record